Molecule: messenger RNA, 1350 nt
Organism: Annulohypoxylon maeteangense
Lineage: Eukaryota; Fungi; Ascomycota; Sordariomycetes; Xylariales; Hypoxylaceae
Product: NicO-domain-containing protein
Exons: 3
Coding region: 129-1286 (385 amino acids)
Biological process (GO): nickel cation transmembrane transport
Cellular component (GO): plasma membrane
Molecular function (GO): nickel cation transmembrane transporter activity
Source: RefSeq, a predicted model, not a curated record
CGAAAUUAUAGUUUUUGCCCUGUAUCUCCCGGGCGUGCGACAGAAUCUCCAACUCAGGCAUCCCGCGAAUCUCACAUCCCAGCCCCUAACCCCGCCACCCUCACAAACGACCGCCACCAAGACUCGCGAUGCCGCGACUCUCACAAUGUACGCUCCCCCUCCCGGGGCGUCUAAAAGCACUACCCCUCCCCGUGAUCCGCAUCAUCGGGGCCGUCGUAUUCGGGAACAUGAUAUGCUGGGCGGCCGUAGGCGUCGUGCUGCACUACUACCCAGCGAUGAUCAGCCCGGCCGUCCUCUCCUACACCCUCGGGCUCCGACACGCACUAGACGCGGACCACAUCAGUGCCAUCGACCUCAUGACGCGACGUCUCAUCGCCUCGGGCCAGCGCCCCGUAACCGUCGGCACGUUCUUCAGCCUCGGACACUCCACCAUCGUCAUCAUCACGUGCAUCGUCGUCGCCGCUACCUCCGGCGCUUUACGCGAUCGCUUCGAUAACUUCCAGUACGUCGGGGGUAUCAUAGGCACGAGUGUCAGCGCGGCGUUUCUCAUCCUGCUUUGUCUGGGGAAUGGAUGGGUUUUGUAUCGCUUGGUUAAACGUCUGCGUAGUGUGCUUGCGGAGGAGGACCCCCAUCACCCCGAGAGCGAGGGCGAGGAUGAGGACCAGGCGGCGACGAAUUUGCAGCUUGAGGGCGCGGGGUUCUUGGCGGGUGUUUUUAGGAGGCUUUUUCGCAUCGUGGAUAGGCCGUGGAAGAUGUACCCCCUAGGCGUCCUCUUUGGACUGGGUUUCGAUACGAGUUCCGAGAUUGCUAUUCUGGGUAUUGCGAGUAUCCAGGGCGCACAAGGGACGAGUCUUUGGAUUAUCCUUAUUUUCCCACUAUUGUUCACAGCGGGCAUGUGUAUGCUCGACACGACCGACGGCGCCCUGAUGAUGGCAUUAUACACCUCCAAAGCAUUUGCCCGGGAUACCGUCGCCAUACUCUAUUACUCCAUCGUACUAACCGGCAUCACGGUCGUGGUUUCGGCCUUCAUUGGUAUCAUCCAGCUGCUAUCUCUCGUCCAAAACGUCGCCGAACCCGAGGGCUCUUUCUGGGAUGGCUUAAGUGAGAUUAGUGACCACUUCGAGAUCGUCGGCGGUUCUAUUUGCGGUCUUUUCCUCGUAGCUGGGCUUGGGUCUGUGCUUAUUUACGGACCUUGGAGACGGAGGGCUGAAAGAAGGAGAGCGGCGGCGGCGGUGAGGCUGCCGAGCGAUGAUGCUGGUGGCGAGUUUCGAGAUGUGGAGAGUUGAUCUACUGGGGUCCGUUUAGUGCUAAAGUGAAGAGACAUGGUUAUAUACCCAGGCAUGUGAUAUU